CCCAUCACAUAGAAGGAUCCAAAGGCACAUGAAAUUGGGGGAGGAACAGGAACAGGGGUUUAUAAAAGGCUGCUUACCUCUGCAACAGAAGCAGCACAAAGUGAGGAGGAGAUGGAGGAGAUCAGAAGAGGGCCUUGGACCACGGAAGAAGACCUUGUGCUCAUCAAAUACGUCGCCCAACAUGGCGAGGGCAGAUGGAACGCCCUCGCUCGCUGCGCAGGACUGAAACGAACGGGAAAGAGCUGCAGGCUUCGAUGGCUCAACUAUCUUCGUCCAGAUGUCCGGCGCGGGAACAUCACGCCGGAGGAGCAGCUCCUCAUCCUCGACCUCCACUCUCGUUGGGGAAAUCGGUGGUCCAAAAUAGCACAGUGUCUUCCGGGAAGGACUGAUAACGAAAUAAAGAACUACUGGAGGACCAGAGUGCAAAAACACGCAAAGCAGCUCCACUGCGACGUCAACAGCACGACGUUCAAAGACGCAAUCCGGUACGUGUGGAUGCCACGCCUCCUCGAACGAAUCCGAGCGGCUUCCGGCGGCGCCGCUUUCUCUGCCUCCUGCACCAGCCCCGUCGCCACAGCCACAGCCGCCGCCGCCGCCGCCGCUGACCCUCCGCCUUCCCACCCGCUCAAGCAACCGGAGCGGGCGACGCUCGGCCCGGAAACAGUUGAGUCGUCGCUGUCGGAGGACUCGCUUCCGACUCCGUUCUCGUGCUUCGCCGACUGCCACUCCACCACCAUGCAAGGUUGGGGUGGGUGGGAACCGGAUUCCCUAUCUCUUCCCGUAUGUUGCGAUGAACAAGGUGGAUGGCCGUCAGGGGACUUGUUGAGCAGUGAGUCCUUGUGGAGCAUGGAAGACGACUGGUUCAUGCAACACCAGAUUCAAUCUUAUCAACCCUAUUGCUGAUCUCUCCUUUGAAAUAACUGUACUAGUUCGAUCACAAUUGUAACACAACCCUAUAAUUACUGA
This is a messenger RNA of Musa acuminata subsp. malaccensis (wild Malaysian banana), 966 nucleotides long. Its product is annotated as transcription factor JAMYB. Gene Ontology annotation, biological process: regulation of DNA-templated transcription. NCBI's taxonomy places the organism in Eukaryota, Viridiplantae, Streptophyta, Magnoliopsida, Zingiberales, Musaceae. Gene Ontology annotation, cellular component: nucleus. The record is from RefSeq and is a predicted model, not a curated record. Gene Ontology annotation, molecular function: DNA-binding transcription factor activity; sequence-specific DNA binding.